AACACAAAGACUAAUUAUAUUAUGCUUUAAAUUUAAGGCAACAUUACUACGUACUUGCAUAAGGUAUCGAAGAUGGAGGGUACUAUUUCAGACAAAGCACAUAAAAGGAGAGGCAUAUGUAGUCCGGUGAUCAGUUCGCCAUCGGCCACAAGCAGUGGUGCUCCGCUCAAGUCGAACAUCGGCGGAUGGUGUAAAGGCCUAUCUGACUGUUUAAUUUUGGGGCCUAAAGUCUCACGCAACAUAAAACUUGUACAAACACCACAAUAUCACCAACUUCAGCAGGAAAAAGUGGAAGAAAGGGAGAAGGAAUUAGAGCAGCAGAAAGAGAUGAAGAGCAUGUACAAAAUGAGACUUGAAAGGACACAAAAUUAUUUGAGGUAUUGUCUUCAGGUGGCACAAGAUAAUGGUUUUCUAGACUUAAUCAUCAACAACAAAGAAAAACAACAAGAAUCAGUCAGUAGUAGUACUAGUAUCAUCCAUGCCACUGCCAGUCCACAAACACCACCCCAACAGCAACCCCACUCUGAUAUCACAUGCCUCAUUCACCAAGCCAAGUUGAAUGGCUGGAAUAUUGAACCCCACGAGAUAAGAGAGAAGAUAUAUACAAAUGGCCAGAAAAUCACUAGGAUUUUAACUCUUGACAUUACUGUACGUUCUACUUGGUGUGGCCGGCCUCUUGGAUACUGA
Molecule: messenger RNA, 687 nt
Organism: Solanum dulcamara
Lineage: Eukaryota; Viridiplantae; Streptophyta; Magnoliopsida; Solanales; Solanaceae
Exons: 3
Coding region: 73-687 (204 amino acids)
Source: RefSeq, a predicted model, not a curated record